Messenger RNA from Coregonus sp. 'balchen', 648 nucleotides. The record is from the annotation of a GenBank genome assembly. Lineage: Eukaryota; Metazoa; Chordata; Actinopteri; Salmoniformes; Salmonidae.
AUGAACGCUUACCUGUUGUCCCGUAAACCCAGCCGCAAGACCAACACCAGCUUCAUGCUGCAGUUAGGAAGCGCCCUGGCCUUCCUCCACCGAAACCAGAUCAUCCACCGAGACCUGAAGCCUGACAACAUCCUCAUCUCCCAGGGAAGGACCUUGGCGGGAACACCCGAGCCCACCCUGAAGGUUGCCGACUUCGGCCUGUCCAAGGUCUGCUCCACAUCGGGUCUUAACCCUGAGGAACCAGCAUCUGUCAACAAGUGUUUCCUUUCCAUGGCGUGCGGCACAGACUUCUACAUGGCUCCAGAGGUGUGGGAGGGCCACUACACGGCUAAAGCAGACAUCUUUGCCCUGGGCAUCAUCAUCUGGGCCAUGGUGGAGCGGAUCACGUUCGUGGACGUGGAGACCCAGAAGGAGCUCCUGGGAAGCUACGUGCAGCAGGGGGAGGAGAUCGUGCCCCUGGGGGAGGCGCUCCUGGAGAACCCCAAGAUGGAGCUGCUGAUCCCGGCAAGGAUGAAGAGCAUGAAUGCCGGCAUGAAACAGCUGAUCAGGGAGAUGCUGUCGUUCAACCCUCAGGAGAGGCCUGACGCCUUUGAACUGGAGCUCCGACUGGUCAGGAUCGCCUGCAGAGAGCUCGACUGGGACACGUGA